AAAAAUGCUUUCAGGCUCAAUGAAAUGAAUUAAAACAGCAAAAGGUUGGUAAAAGUCUUUUUCCCCAUAAUCAUUUGCUCCAUAAUUGACGUUUGUCUGGCAACAACUGGAAACACAGAUAUAGAAAAAAAGAUUGGACAGUAAAUCAUAAAAAAAAAAAAGCAAAAUUAAAUAGAAAGACGAAGCGAGAGAAAGAGCGUUGAGUGGCGUGAGAGUUUGAGUCCGAAAAUUAACUCCUCUCCCAUCUGCCAACUUUCCUCUGUUUCUCCUUUAUAUCCCAAACCUAUUCUUCCUCCACACCUCAUCAUAGGCAUAGCAAAACUCUUCCAAAAUGUCUGAUUUCUCGAGCUCCGUGAAGCUUAAAUAUGUUAAACUCGGUUACCAAUACCUUAUCAACAACUUCCUUACUCUUCUUUUGAUUCCAGUCAUAGCAACCGUCGCCAUCGAGCUUCUCCGAAUGGGUCCGGAAGAGAUUCUCAGUGUCUUGAACUCACUCCACUUCGAGCUUCUUCAUAUCCUUUGUUCCUCUUUCCUUAUUAUCUUUGUUUCAACCGUUUACUUCAUGUCCAAGCCACGUACCGUCUACCUUGUGGACUACUCUUGCUACAAACCUCCUGUCACGUGCCGUGUCCCGUUCUCUUCGUUCAUGGAACACUCUCGUCUCAUCCUCAAAGACAAUCCCAAGAGUGUCGAAUUCCAAAUGAGAAUCCUCGAGCGAUCAGGUCUAGGAGAAGAGACUUGUCUCCCUCCAGCUAUUCAUUACAUCCCUCCAACUCCAACCAUGGAAUCCGCAAGAAACGAGGCCCAAAUGGUUAUCUUCACCGCCAUGGAAGAUCUCUUCAAGAAUACAGGUCUUAAACCUAAAGACAUCGACAUCCUCAUUGUUAAUUGCUCUCUGUUCUCACCAACGCCGUCUCUCUCCGCUAUGAUUAUCAACAAGUACAAGCUUAGGAGUAACAUCAAAAGCUAUAACCUUUCCGGGAUGGGAUGCAGCGCUAGUCUUAUCUCAGUUGAUGUAGCACGUGAUUUGUUACAAGUCCAUCCUAACUCCAACGCAAUCAUAAUUAGCACUGAGAUCAUUACUCCUAAUUACUAUAAGGGUAAUGAGAGAGCCAUGUUGCUCCCAAACUGCCUCUUCCGUAUGGGAGGCGCCGCCAUUCUCCUCUCUAACCGCAGAUCCGACAGGUGGCGAGCUAAGUACAAGUUAUGCCACCUUGUUAGGACCCAUCGCGGUGCGGAUGACAAAUCCUACAACUGUGUUAUGGAACAGGAAGACAAAAAUGGUAACGUGGGAAUCAACUUGUCUAAAGAUCUCAUGACCAUUGCCGGAGAAGCCUUGAAAGCUAAUAUCACUACCAUAGGUCCUUUGGUCCUUCCGGCAUCGGAGCAGCUUCUCUUCCUCUCAUCCCUUAUCGGACGUAAAAUCUUCAAUCCAAAGUGGAAGCCGUACAUACCAGAUUUCAAGCAGGCCUUCGAGCAUUUCUGCAUCCACGCAGGAGGAAGAGCGGUGAUUGAUGAGCUGCAAAAGAAUCUACAGCUGUCGGGAGAACACGUGGAAGCUUCAAGAAUGACACUACAUAGGUUUGGUAAUACAUCGUCGUCAUCAUUAUGGUAUGAGCUUAGCUACAUAGAGGCUCAAGGGAGAAUGAAGAGAAACGAUAGGGUUUGGCAGAUCGCUUUCGGAAGUGGAUUCAAGUGUAACUCCGCCGUUUGGAAAUGUAACCGUACGAUCAAGACACCAACGGAUGGAGCGUGGUCGGAUUGUAUCGAACGAUACCCUGUCUUUAUCCCUGAAGUUGUUAAACUAUGAAAAUACUUUUUUUUUAUCCUUGAAGUUGUUGAACUAUGAAAACACUUUUAAAAGAUUGGGAAAAUAGAGAAAACUGCAAAAGACGAUAAGAUACAACACAUGUUCUAAUAACUGCGUCAACUUUUUCAUUUGGUGUAUUUUAUUCUUUAUACUUUCUAAUGAUGUGAUUUGUGAUGUAUGAAAUACUAAAAUUUUAUUUCUUAUGAGUUUCUUUUUAUGAAUACACAUGUCCUUUACGUUUAUUUUUAAAAACAUUGCUCAUGAAUCUGCUGACCUGUUGUAUUUGGUAAAG
Messenger RNA from Arabidopsis thaliana (thale cress), 2102 nucleotides. RefSeq names its product 3-ketoacyl-CoA synthase 5 (gene KCS5). Lineage: Eukaryota; Viridiplantae; Streptophyta; Magnoliopsida; Brassicales; Brassicaceae. Gene Ontology annotation, cellular component: membrane; endoplasmic reticulum. The record is from RefSeq and is marked reviewed. Gene Ontology annotation, molecular function: acyltransferase activity, transferring groups other than amino-acyl groups; fatty acid elongase activity; acyltransferase activity. The transcript is spliced from 2 exons. The coding region runs from base 332 to 1810 and encodes 492 amino acids. Gene Ontology annotation, biological process: fatty acid biosynthetic process.